Molecule: messenger RNA, 525 nt
Organism: Aspergillus japonicus CBS 114.51
Lineage: Eukaryota; Fungi; Ascomycota; Eurotiomycetes; Eurotiales; Aspergillaceae
Exons: 1
Coding region: 1-525 (174 amino acids)
Source: RefSeq, a predicted model, not a curated record
AUGAACCUGCACCCCACAGCAAUUGACACACUCAGAUAUCACAACAUUGAUCCAGCAACACUUUUACCAAGACAAUUGAAGCUCUACGAAGGAGCAAUGCCGGAACAACGGUCACGCUUAAUCCAGAUGUGGCAGUUGUCACCGGAGCACCGAUACUACAGCGACCAGGGUGAGACUAAGGGCGCCAGGUUGCAUGACCACGGUGCGACGAAUGAGACUGCCUGCAUGUCUGGUCUCUGGAACGCAUCGUUUGAGACUCGCACGGUUGAUGAUCUCGAUAUGUAUGAUUUCGAUCAGGGAGUUGACUACAGCGCCAGCCCGUAUGCCGAGCCAUACAUGAUUACUGGCUAUAAGGCUGCCGCUCAAACUAGCAAAGAACUCUCCAACGGAAGAGACGGGAAUGUAGCAAGCGAGAUCACUACAGGAUCGCCAUACAGGCUUGCAAAUGAUCCUGUUUAUCGCUCCCAGGGGCAAAGAUGGUGGGAGUACGAGCAUCGGCAUCACUCAAGUACUAGUCUGACAUGA